Molecule: messenger RNA, 1200 nt
Organism: Alligator mississippiensis (American alligator)
Lineage: Eukaryota; Metazoa; Chordata; Crocodylia; Alligatoridae
Gene: UPRT
Product: uracil phosphoribosyltransferase homolog
Exons: 7
Coding region: 16-873 (285 amino acids)
Source: RefSeq, a predicted model, not a curated record
CGCGGCGCCCGGCGCAUGGCGACGAUGCCCUGCCACAACCCGGCGCUGGGCGCGGGCGGGCCGCGGCCGCAGGACGAGGCGGGGGCCGGGGCCGGGGCCGGGGCCGGCUGCGGUGGGGGGCGGAGGAUGCGCUUCGCGGAGCCCGGCGGCGGCGGCGGCAGCGGCAGCGGCAGCCCCAGCCCCGACAGCACCAGCAGCGGGGGUGGAGCGGCGCUGGCCCUGUCGCCCAGCCCCGAGCGCGGCCUGCCGCCCGCGCCCCUCGGCGCACAGCUCAAGCUGCUGCCCAUGAACGACCAGAUCCGCGAGCUGCAGACCAUCAUCAGGGACAAGACAGCCAGUAGAGGGGACUUCGUAUUUUCUGCUGAUCGUCUGAUCAGACUUGUGGUUGAAGAAGGACUGAAUCAGCUGCCAUACACAGAAUGCACGGUGACCACUCCGACAGGGUACAAGUAUGAAGGUGUAAAGUUUGAAAAGGGAAACUGUGGAGUCAGCAUAAUGAGAAGCGGAGAGGCAAUGGAGCAAGGUUUACGGGACUGCUGCAGGUCCAUCCGCAUAGGAAAAAUCCUGAUCCAGAGUGAUGAGGAGACUCAGAGAGCCAAAGUGUACUAUGCAAAGUUCCCACCAGACAUUUACAGGAGAAAAGUUCUUCUCAUGUAUCCAAUUCUAAGCACUGGCAAUACUGUAAUCGAGGCUGUAAAAGUUCUCAUAGAACACGGUGUUCAACCAAGUGUCAUAAUCCUGCUAAGCCUAUUCUCCACACCCCACGGUGCCAAAUCCAUCAUCCAGGAGUUUCCCGAGAUCACAAUUUUAACGACAGAAGUUCAUCCUGUUGCACCAACACAUUUUGGACAAAAGUAUUUUGGAACGGACUGAGACUAAGCACAGACUGCCUGUGUUACUGUACAUUGUUAUAUUUUUUUUCUACAUUUUAUUAUUUGUGGCUGGGUUGGCCAAGAGUAUAUUUACAGAAUCUUUUUGGCCAAAGGGGAGCUAUUUGAUCUACGUUCAUUUGAUCUGGCUACUUCUUGAACAUUGAAUCAGGUGCAAUAAUGAAGCACAUUCAGUUACUGCAAACAAAAGGCAUUUCAAUGUUGUGCUUGUAUAAACCGCUGCACUCUCAGUGCUUUAACUUAUUUAUUCUUCCACAGCCCUGUUCUAUGGCUGCUUGCAAGAGCAAAAUAAAAGAAAAUAACUAAACUA